UCCGGCGGGGCGGGGCGGCGCGGCCCGCCACCAUGGAGCCGCAGCGCCGGGAGCUGCUCGCCCAGUGUCAGCAGAGCCUGGCCCAGGCCAUGACGGAGGUGGAGACCGUGCUCGGGCUGCUCGAGGCCGCGGGAGCGCUCAGCCCCGGCGAGCGGCGGCAGCUGGACGAGGAGGCGGGAGGCGCCAAGGCGGAGCUGCUGCUCAAGCUGCUCCUGGCCAAGGAGCGGGACCACUUCCAGGACCUGCGGGCGGCGCUGGAGAAGACGCAGCCUCACCUGCUGCCCAUUCUCUACCUGAACGGCGUCGUCGGGCCGCCGCAGCCCGCCGAGGGCGCGGGCUCCACCUACAGCGUCCUGUCCACCAUGCCCUCCGACUCCGAGAGCAGCAGCUCCCUCAGCAGCGUGGGCACCCCCGGGAAGGCACCGUCCCCGCCACCCCUCCUCACUGACCAGCAGGUGAACGAGAAGGUGGAGAGCCUUUCCCUCCAGCUGCGGCUGAUGACGCGGGAGAGGAACGAGCUGCGCAAGCGCCUGGCUUUUGCGACACAUGGGACGGCCUUUGACAAAAGGCCCUACCACAGGCUCAAUCCCGACUACGAGCGGCUGAAGAUCCAGUGUGUGCGGGCCAUGUCGGACCUGCAGAGCCUGCAGAACCAGCACACCAAUGCCCUGAAGAGGUGCGAGGAGGUGGCCAAGGAGACCGACUUCUACCACACACUCCACAGCCGACUCCUGAGUGCCCAGACACAGCUGAAGGACGACGUGGACAUGCUGCGGCGGGAGAACGGACAGCUACUGCGGGAGCGUAACCUGCUGCAGCAGUCGUGGGAGGACAUGAAGCGGCUCCACGAGGAGGACCAGAAGGAGAUCGGCGACCUCCGGGCCCAGCAGCAGCAGGUGUUGAAGCACAACGGGUCAUCCGAGAUUCUCAACAAGCUGUACGACACGGCCAUGGACAAGCUGGAGGUGGUUAAGAAGGACUAUGACGCCCUGCGGAAGAGGUACAGCGAGAAAGUCGCCAUCCACAACUCAGACCUGAGCCGCCUGGAGCAGCUCGGGGAGGAGAACCAGCGCCUGCUGAAGCAGACGGAGAUGCUGACCCAGCAGAGGGACACAGCCAUCCAGCUGCAGCAUCAGUGCGCCCUCUCCCUGCGGAGGUUCGAGGCGAUCCACCACGAGCUGAACAAGGCCACGGCCCAGAACAAGGACCUGCAGUGGGAGAUGGAGCUGCUGCAGUCGGAGCUGACGGAGCUGAGGACCACGCAGGUGAAGACAGCGAAGGAGUCAGAGAAGUACCGGGAGGAGCGGGACGCCGUGUACAGCGAGUACAAGCUCAUCAUGAGCGAGCGCGACCAGGUCAUCUCCGAGCUGGACAAGCUGCAGACCGAGGUGGAGCUGGCUGAGUCCAAGCUCAAGAGCAGCACGUCUGAGAAGAAGGCGGCCAGCGAGGAGAUGGAGGCACUGCGGCAGAUCAAAGACACGGUGACAAUGGACGCCGGGAGAGCCAACAAGGAGGUUGAAAUCCUUCGAAAGCAGUGUAAGGCUCUGUGCCAGGAGCUGAAGGAAGCCCUCCAGGAGGCAGAUGUGGCCAAGUGCCGGCGAGACUGGGCUUUCCAAGAGCGAGACAAAAUCGUGGCAGAGCGUGACAGCAUCCGGACGCUGUGCGACAACCUGAGGCGGGAGCGGGACCGGGCGGUGAGCGAGCUGGCCGAGGCCCUGCGCAGCCUGGACGACACUCGCAAGCAGAAGAAUGACGUCAGCCGCGAGCUCAAGGAGCUGAAGGAGCAGAUGGAAUCCCAGCUGGAAAAGGAGGCCCGGUUCCGGCAGCUGAUGGCCCACAGCUCCCACGACUCAGCCAUUGACACGGAUUCCAUGGAGUGGGAAACGGAAGUCGUAGAGUUCGAAAGGGAGACGGAGGAGAUUGACUUGAAAGCGCUGGGGUUUGAUAUGGCGGAAGGUGUGAAUGAGCCUUGUUUCCCCGGGGACUGUGGCAUAUUUGUCACCAAAGUAGACAAAGGAAGCAUUGCUGAUGGCCGCUUAAGGGUCAACGACUGGCUGCUGAGAAUCAAUGACGUGGACCUCAUCAACAAGGACAAGAAGCAGGCCCUCAAGGCUCUGCUCAACGGAGAGGGGGCUAUCAACAUGGUCGUGCGGCGGAGGAAGUCCCUGGGUGGGAAGGUGGUGACGCCACUGCACAUCAACCUCAGUGGACAGAAAGACAGCGGCAUCAGUCUGGAGAACGGAGUGUACGCCGCCGCCGUGGUGCCCGGAAGCCCUGCCGCCAAAGAAGGGUCUCUUGCCGUGGGAGACAGGAUUGUGGCGAUCAACGGCAUUGCACUGGACAACAAGUCUCUGAACGAAUGUGAAUCUCUGCUGCGCAGCUGCCAGGGCGCCCUGACCCUCUCGCUCCUGAAGGUGUUUCCUCAGAGCUCCUCGUGGAGCGGCCAGAACAUCUUUGAGAAUAUCAAGGACUCUGAUAAGAUGUUGGGUUUCCGCACCCAGGGACCAGAGGUCCAGGCUCACAGCAAGCGGAACCUGACACAGCACAGUAGCUCCACGCAGACGGACGUCUUCUACGAAGACAGGCUGGAGGACGGGAGGGAGCCCGGGCCCCCAGGAGGCAGCAGCUCCUUCCUGCACAAGCCGUUCCCUGGGGGGCCCUUUCAGGUCUCCCCGCAGGCCUGUCCCAGCACCUCCGAGCGUAGCCUGAGUUCCUUCCGUUCUGACGCCUCUGGGGAGCGUGGCUGUGGGCUGGUGGACGUGCGUGGCCGGCGGCCACUGCUGCCCUUCGAGACGGAGGUGGGCUCCUGUGGGGUGGGGGAGGCCCCUCUGGAUAAGGCGGACCCUGAGGGCUCCAACAGCGGCGGGACCUGGCCCAAGGCCGUGCUCGGCUCCACGGCGGGGCCCGAGAAGCUCUCCGUUUAUAAGAAGCCAAAGCAAAGGAAGUCCAUCUUUGACCCUAACACUUUCAAACGUCCCCAGACACCCCCCAAAAUAGACUACCUGCUCCCAGGCCCUGGGCCUGCUCACUCCCCCCAGCCCUCCAAGAGGGUGGGGCCUCUGACACCCCCAAAACCUCCCAGGAGGAGUGACUCCAUUAAGUUCCAGCACAGGCUGGAAACUAGUUCCGAGUCAGAGGCCACUCUGGUGGGCAGCUCCCCAUCCACCAGCCCCCCGAGCGCCCUGCCCCCCAACGCGGACCCCGGGGAGCCCAUGCACGCAUCACCCCCUCGCAAGGCCAGGGUCCGCAUCGCUUCCAGCUACUACCCUGAAGGAGACGGGGACUCCUCCUUGCCAGCGAAGAAGUCCUGCGACGAGGACCUCACUUCCCAGAAGGUGGACGAGCUGGGGCAGAAGCGGCGCCGGCCAAAGUCUGCUCCCAGUUUUCGGCCCAAGCUUGCUCCGGUAGUGAUUCCUGCCCAGUUCCUGGAGGAGCAGAAGUACGUCCCAGCCGGUGGAGAACUCUCCCUGGAGCUGCAGGAGUGGGCGCCAUACUCGCCAGGGCAUUCCAGCCGGCACAGUAACCCCCCACUGUACCCCAGCAGGCCGUCUGCGGGCACUGUUCCCCGGAGUCUGACCCCCAGCACCACCGUGAGCUCCAUCCUGCGGAACCCCAUCUACACUGUGCGCAGCCACAGGGUCGGCCCCUGCAGCUCGCCACCUGUGCCCCGCGAUGUCGCCCCUCAGGGUUUGCUUCCCAGCCAGCACCAGGGACGUCUGAGCCUGGACCUGAGCCACAGGGCCUGCAGCGACUACUCUGAGAUGAGAGCCACCCACGGGUCCAACUCCCUGCCCUCCAGCGCCCGCCUUGGGUCUUCGGGUAACUUGCAGUUUAAGGCGGAACGCAUUAAAAUCCCGUCAACGCCCAGAUACCCCCGCUCUGUCGUGGGCUCCGACAGAGGUUCCGUGUCACAUUCUGAAUGCAGCACCCCUCCGCAGUCACCCCUGAACAUCGACACCCUGUCCUCGUGCAGCCAGUCCCAGACCUCAGCCUCCACAUUGCCCAGGAUCGCCGUCAACCCCGCGUCCCUCGGGGAGCGGAGAAAGGACAGGCCUUACGUGGAGGAGCCGCGGCACGUGCGGGUGCAGAAGGGCUCGGAGCCACUGGGCAUCUCCAUCGUGAGUGGAGAGAAGGGUGGUAUCUACGUCUCCAAGGUGACCGUGGGGAGCAUCGCGCACCAGGCCGGCCUUGAGUACGGGGAUCAGUUGCUGGAGUUCAAUGGCAUAAACCUGCGGAGUGCCACGGAGCAGCAGGCGCGGCUCAUCAUCGGGCAGCAGUGUGACACCAUCACCAUCCUGGCCCAGUACAACCCCCACAUGCACCAGCUCAGCAGCCACUCCCGGUCCAGCUCCCACCUGGACCCUGCUGGCACCCACUCCUCUUUCCAGGGCAGUGGAUCCACCACCCCAGAACACCCCUCUGCCAUCGACCCACUGACGAAGCAGGACGAGGGCCCUGGCACCCCCCCGGCCAAGCAGAACACCCCCGGCUCCAGGAUUGCGGGAGACGCCAACAAGAAGGCCCCAGAGCCACGAGUUGUCUUCAUCAAAAAGUCCCAGCUGGAGCUUGGGGUGCACUUGUGCGGUGGGAACCUGCACGGGGUGUUUGUGGCCGAGGUGGAGGAUGACAGUCCUGCCAAGGGUCCUGAUGGCCUCGUGCCAGGGGACCUCAUCCUCGAGUACGGCAAUCUGGAUGUGCGGAACAAGACGGCCGAGGAGGUCUACGUGGAGAUGCUGAAGCCCAAGGACGGCGUCUGCCUGAAGGUGCAGUACCGCCCCGAGGAGUUCACCAGGAUCAAGGGCCUGCCUGGCGACAGCUUCUACAUCAGGGCCCUGUACGAUCGGCUGGCAGAGGUGGAGCAUGAGCUGAGCUUUAAGAAGGAUGACAUCCUCUAUGUGGAUGACACCUUGCCCCAGGGCACGUUUGGGUCCUGGAUGGCGUGGCAGCUGGACGAGAAUGCCCGGAAGAUCCAGCGGGGGCAGAUUCCCAGCAAAUACAUGAUGGACCAAGAAUUCUCCAGGAGGCUCAGCACAUCCGAGGUCAAAGAUGACAAUAGUGCCACAAAGACACUGUCGGCGGCUGCACGCCGGUCCUUCUUUCGAAGGAAACACAAGCACAAACGAAGUGGGUCCAAAGAUGGCAAAGACCUCCUCGCCCUGGACACCUUUUCCAGCGACUCCAUUCCACUCUUUGAAGAUUCCGUGAGCCUGGCCUACCAGCGGGUGCAGAAGGUGGACUGCACCUCCCUGCGGCCUGUGCUCAUUCUGGGGCCUUUGCUGGACGUGGUGAAGGAGAUGCUGGUGAACGAGGCUCCCGGCCAGUUCUGCAGAUGUCCCCUUGAGGUGAUGAAGGCCUCCCAGCAGGCCAUCGAGCGGGGCGUCAAGGACUGCCUGUUUGUUGACUACAAGCGGAGGAGCGGCCAUUUCGAUGUGACCACGGUGGCUUCAAUCAAGGAGAUCGCAGAAAAGAACCGGCACUGCCUCCUGGACAUCGGCCCGCACGCCAUCGAGCGGCUGCACCACAUGCACAUCUACCCCAUCGUCAUCUUCAUCCACUACAAGAGCGCCAAGCACAUCAAGGAGCAGAGAGACCCCAUCUACCUGAGGGACAAGGUGACCCAGAGGCAUUCCAAAGAGCAGUUUGAGACGGCGCAGAAGGUCGAGCAGGAGUACAGCAGGUACUUCACAGCGGUCGUCCAGGGAGGAGCCCUGCCGAGCAUUUGCACUCAGAUCUUGGCGACGGUCAGUCAGGAACAGAACAAAGUCCUGUGGAUUCCAGCCUGUCCGCUCUAGGAGAACGCCAUGCUGUGACAUGACCGCGCUGGCCACUGGUGUGAGUGCCUGGCUCCGCCCCUUGCUAGCCACUGAAAACCCAGUCUGUCCGUGUACAGACGUUCGGGGAAGGAUCCGGAACCAGGACUGCGGAACACCGCCUUCGCAGACGGAGGGCCGCGGCCGCACGUGAUCGGCCCGGGCCGGCAGACUCUGCUUCUCUCACACGUGUGCUUUAAGACAAAACAAAACAGAAAACACAAAAGACUUCAUUCACAUAGAGGGGUUCGACACCCACCUUUCUUUAGCCAGCCGAUCCGAGAUGCUGCAAAGAGGACCUUUCAGAUCACACGUUUACAAGCCUUUCUAAGUAUUGGGUGGUUUAUGUUUACUUGAACGGCUCCGGGCUCCGGUGCCCAGCCCCCGCCCCCUCUGUCACCCCCCAUGGCUUUGGUGUUGGCUUUGUUCCCGUCUUCAGCAAAAGGACCCUGGAACCUCACUGGGGGCUGCUUUGCUUUGGGAGGUUCUCGUCAGUGGGACCAGAGCUUUGACAAACUCCCUGCUCCUCUGUGGCACCUCCCUGGAAGGACAGCGUGACUGCAGGUGCUCGGACCGCCGGUGGCGGCAGAACCAGUGCCUUUGUGGGGCCGACUCGCCAGCAGCAGCGUUUUCCUCCUGCACCAGGGCAGGCUGCCUUGGCGUUCUUACCACCUCGCCUCUCAGCCUCCCCUCCUGCCUUCCACGGCCUCCCGUUCCUUCUCCGUCUGUGUUUCUGACUUAGGCAUUAUGUCUGGACCCUCAGAGCCGCGCGGGUUCACAAGGACACAGCUGGGUUCUGGGCAGGGUGUCAAGCCAGGGCUGAUGCAUGCCGUUGAGUCCUCCUUAGGUUCUUAGUCCUGACAGCCUUUAUCAGUGCAAUGUUUGCAGGGUAAUUCUUAAACUUUAUAGGGAGUGGCAGGUACAUCCAUUCUUUUUUAUGUGAAAACAUUCAUGUUUCAGACUUUGAAUUGAGAGCUUUUAGGGGAAGCAUAAUGGUUAGUGUUGUCAUUAUCAAAAAUCUAAAAAGAAAAACUAGGAUCUUCUAAUCUUGGUUACAGCACUCACGGCAUGAAGCUUACUCCAUGAAGGUGUCUUUGUUUGGGGGCUUUUUUUCUUUUUUUUUUUGCACUUCUGAUGCUGGAUAUGUCUGGCUGAAGAUUUGAUGUGAUUUCUCCUUAAACUGUGCAUCCUGUUAAUACUAGGUACUGUACCGGGCUCUGUGUACGUGUCAUUGGGGUAGGAUCUAUAUUUUAAUACUGUUCCUAACAUUUCAUUUUACUAGCAAGAAAUUUCUGAUUUCAUUUUAUUCUUUGUAAUUCUAGACACUAGAUGGUAGUUUAGCCAUUACUGACAUUUUUUAAAAAGGGAUAUAUUUUCUUGCACAGUUGUUCAAAAAAGAGACAAGUUUCAGUCCUCAAUGCUGUCCUUUGUUUUAUAGGUACACGUUUUCUAGCUCAGACAACUGAGAAAACCUGUAGGCUAUUCUCGAGGUAUGAAGUGGCACACCCUCUGGGGCAGGGGCUCGGACUAUGAUGGUACAGUGUGCGCAGACAGGUACUGAGCUGACAGACUGGGAUUCUCCGUACUAAAAUGUUACUUUGUAUCAAAAGUUAAACAGACUUUAGUACAGCAAAUAAAGGUCAAUUUCUGUA
Lemur catta (Ring-tailed lemur) is the source of this 7462-nucleotide messenger RNA. RefSeq names its product discs large MAGUK scaffold protein 5 (gene DLG5). Gene Ontology annotation, biological process: regulation of apoptotic process. The record is from RefSeq and is a predicted model, not a curated record. The transcript is spliced from 32 exons. Bases 33 to 5792 code for a protein of 1919 amino acids. NCBI's taxonomy places the organism in Eukaryota, Metazoa, Chordata, Mammalia, Primates, Lemuridae. Gene Ontology annotation, molecular function: protein binding.